Cladocopium goreaui is the source of this 2670-nucleotide messenger RNA. The record is from the annotation of a GenBank genome assembly. NCBI's taxonomy places the organism in Eukaryota, Dinophyceae, Suessiales, Symbiodiniaceae.
AUGAUGCGCUUUGCUCUUGACAGAUGUUUGGAUGCGCGACUUUCUUCCAGAUUCUGCGUGAAGCUGAGCGUCAAGGGGGACAGCUAUAUUCGCAAGAAGACAUCAGUGCAAGCUUCCAAGUUGCAGCUCAGUCGUAUCACCAGGAAAGAUGCACUGAGACAAGCGCUGCGCCGAUGUGAAGAAUCGUGCUUGGCAGCUUUGGCAAAGCGUCGACAGACGCAAGUGCAACGAUUGAAAGCAGAUGGAAGUUCCGAUGAAGGUGCUGGCUGGGAGGUCUCUGAUAUCGAGUGCCACUCAGGGGAAGAGGCACUUGAAAAGGAAGCGCCACUGAAGGUGACACCGCAGCUCUUGGCAGACUUGGGUGUGGAACCCACCAAGGAGGAAUUGGACAUGGAUCAGUGGUAUCCAUCCCAUUUGUGGGAUGAAAAUUCAAAUCUCCUCCCUGGCCAUCGUGGCUUCAAUCAGCGGGCCACAAAGGUUCUGCGACGGGCAGAGGUUUGCCAGCCACCCGUUCCUCAGCAAAGCUCGGCUAGCUGCAGACCUUUACAGCCACACCAGGAGAUUGUGCGACUCUUGGUUCACCCGAAGAGUCCGGUGCAACGAUUGCUGGUGGAUCAUCCAACUGGAUCUGGGAAAACCCGCGAAAUGAUUUGCGUCCUGGAGAAUUUUUUCUAUGACCAGCGCCCCAAGAUUGCCAUUUUCCCCAAGGCCGCAAUUUGUCGGAAUUUUUAUACAGAGCUACUAAGAUGGCCGAACCGCUACCGUGAUUACUUCAGUUGCUUGCGGCCACGGGAAGCUUCCCUGGCAGCUGGAGCGCAUGAAAUGCGACGAGAGAUGUGGGACCUCACAAGGCUGCCGGAGAAGACAGUCCGCGAGCUGAUCCGAUCCCUACGGGAGGUCCUGGAGAUGAAGGGCCAAUCCUUUCGAGGAUUCAUGCGGAAAUCCUUCAGAGACCUCUUUAAGGCGCAGCACCCUGGGGAGCCCAUGCCGUUGGCGCCUCUCAUUGCCAUCAGCUAUGCAUCAGCCGGUGGUUCCUAUGUUGCGAUGAACAAUGGCCAGCCGGUGUCUGCAGUGAUGAAGAUAGCUUGGCAUGGUGCCCGACCUGGGUGUGCUGGUGCUGGGAGCGCACCGCGGUCCCACAAUGUGUUGGAUCACAAGAUCCUUCUACUUGACGAAGCGCACCAGCUGCUGCAUCCCGGCCGCUACUUCUGGCAGUUGCAGCAGCUCCGGAGGCAGCUGGCGGCAGCGCAAGGCUCUGUGGUGGUGGGUUUCAGCGGUACCCUGGCGUUGGACCAGCCGGAGGAAGGACGACAGCUGCUGGAGAUUGUCAAAGGCGGUGCCGAAACGGUGCUGUGUGAUGAAGGUUUUUUGUCCUCAUUUCCAACUCGACCCAGAGAAUUCUUCGCAGAAGCUUUGCCCAAGGGCGUUCCAGACGAGCUGAGCGAGCAAAUCCAGGAGAAAUUGGUACAUCGAAUUAGCCUAUCAGGGGAAAGCCUGAACUCAUAUGACCUGAAGAUAGAGAAGGGCGUGGACGGCAAGCGAUUGGCAGCAUAUUGCAAUGUGUGCUCUUUCGUGUCCAGCUUCCACGAUGGUGCAGGAGGUAGCAAAAAUCGAAUCCUGGCGUGUCCAGAAGAAUGUUGUCCCAAACUAUGGGCCGUAGCCCAAGCAGUCGCCAAUUCCCAGAAGAAGGCCUUGGUGAUGACAUCGCGGGCCUGCGGUUACCUGGUGAUGUUGGCACUGCUGCGGCAGAUGGCUGAGAAGUCCACGAAAUCGAAGUCAGCAGUACCGUUUCAAGUCGCCACUAUGGAGGAACUGGCGGAGUUUAACCAUGUGUCAAAUGCCACUGGACAAGUCUUUCGCGUUUUGGUGGCCAAUGCUAGUGAUUGCGCCGAAGGAAUCAGUUUCCUUGCAGUUCGACACGUGCACCUGACAGAAGUGCCCUUGUCACAGGGUCGUUUCCUUCAGAUUUGUGGGAGAGCAUUGCGCAUGUUUGGUCAUGAGAGCCUGCCCAAGGACGAACAGACAGUGACCUACCACCUGUACGUGGCGACACUUCCCUCGUGGAUGUCUUCAUCCUUAGCUUCCUGGGCCUUUCGCGCACAGCCACGGCGACGGUACAAGUCAGGUCGUGCUGCAGAAUUUGGUGCCAGGGAGAUGCUUGCGAAGCUGGAAGCGAAAGGUAUUCGCAGUCUCGAGGACCUUCGAAUGCGUGCCAGUGGCUUUGAACAAGCCCAGUCCAUCGACGAGAAUCUGAUGAAGUGGCUCUCUGAGCAGGACAUACUCCCAAAUGAGGAGAAGUGUCAGACCGUUGCCAUGCAGCGAGCAGUUGGCAAUGGCUCAGCCACACUCCUCGUGGAGACCUCGGACGAGUUGGCCCUGCGACGGUUGGCAGAAAGCGAACGCCGCAUGGGGCUGGGCGAGUUGAGGCAGAUCGCAGUGGAUGCUCAGAUUUUGCAAAACCUUUCUGGCUACCAAAGUUGCGGCCAAGUCCAACACAUCCCCAGGCGUCGCCUGAGAUGCAAGACGCCGGUUGCUGGCAUGCUCUCCGUGCCACACGGCAGCAUCUCCCCACCUUGCGCUGCAAGUCGGUCUGCAGCCAAGGAGUCGAACCAGUCAAAGGGCAAACGGGCCCGAACAUCUGUCCAAGCUUAAGUGAACUGGCUGGUGGUU